Messenger RNA from Frieseomelitta varia, 2524 nucleotides. RefSeq lists its product as uncharacterized. The transcript has 2 exons. The coding region runs from base 706 to 1131 and encodes 141 amino acids. NCBI's taxonomy places the organism in Eukaryota, Metazoa, Arthropoda, Insecta, Hymenoptera, Apidae. The record is from RefSeq and is a predicted model, not a curated record.
UUUUUUUUUUUUCGAGAAAUUUGAAGAAAAGAAUUUGAGACAUAUGAAACAAUCCACUUUAGAAGUGGAAAGCAUCGGAUAGAAAUUAUAUCUAAAAAGUUAAGAAACAGAAAGAGAAAGAUAAAUCCAUCUUCCAGUCUAUUUCUAGAUAGGAGAUUUUUCCAUAGAAAAUCUUACAAAGAAAGAAAUUUCUUCGAAAAAUUGCAAAGGAAAGAGUCUUUCUACAAAAUUCUAGAUCCCUACAAUGCCUGGAAAAGCUAAAAAGGAAACAUGCAUUUUAACCGAUUCCCUAUUACCCGAUACAGAUCUCAGCCAAUUCCCUAUUUUAUCAUCGCAGAUUCUUUUUCCAGAGAGCUGCUCAAUUAUUUAAUCCUCCGGCUGAUUCGCCAUUCUCUUUGCCCUCGGUUGAACCUUGUUCGUAAAACGAACAGUUGAACCAGCCCUCUAUUCCACUGUCCAUCGUUCUGUUCCAUAAAUAAUUAUCUGGCCCGGGUUUCUGGUUAAACAUCAGUUAAUAAAUCAUCCGUGUCCUUUCACGUGUUCGGCCAUCUUACGAAACACCGCAGUCCCUGGAGUGCAGCCCAACUCGAUCACAGGGUCAACGCAGUCGUAACUUAACCUGACCGGUCUCCUCCCUCGCUCGUCCAAAGUGGAAUUGCAAAUUUGACUUACUCCCUCUAAACACGCAGGUACCACCUGCACGUGAUGAAGCAGAGACUUUUAUAUACGUUUUCUUUUUCUUUUUUUCCUCUCUCUCUCUCUCUCUCUCUUGCUAUUUUCGGCCGGGUACAGGUCGACACGCAAUACUUGAGAGGGCCCCACAUCACCGAGGUGGAUCGCGAGGGCCUGGAAACCGCAGUGCUAGGUCUGGAGUUUCGUCUGCGUACGAAGCAUUUCAAGAGGGGGGACCUGAAGAUCAAAUGCCUGGCAACGAUAGCGACCGUAUAUUGGAAAUCGAACGAGCUCAGCAUAGAGGGUGAAAGGCCGCUGAAGAUGCCGGUCAUGGAAAGCAGGGAGACAAGGGCGCAAGGCCACACGCACGCCGAGCAUAUCUUAGGAGGAAGCGGAAGCAGCAGCAUGUUAGCGCCGUGUAUUUUCCUGCUGGUGACGAGUAUAUUGAUUCUACGAUAAGAAGGACACGUGAUGCGGUGCCGCGUCCUUUUCCUCAUGCUCAUCCUUUUCAGGCCUCCAAAGCGAGUUUUAUGGAGAUUCCUGGUGUACUAAAUUAUCCGUGUUAUUUCUAUUUUUUAUAAUCGCAGUUAGUGGAAGUUAGCGACGACAUAGGCGAGAGAAUAUACUUAACAGAAUUAUACAUCAGUAUAUUAGAGAUUAGGGUACGGGAGGGGUAAAUGUAAAUUCGUACUUAUUGAGAUCGGGACGUUAAAUCUCUGCACAUCUCUACGUACAUACGUUCGCGAUUUUUAUACGUUUUUCGACGCUUUUGCUCUUAUUAAUGUCUCUUCGCAUAUCUGUGACAUAUCUUUGAUAACUCAUAGCUGUUCUUCAACACUAUAACGACCGAUUGAUCAUCAAAUUAACAACGUAUGGUUUUUACUAUAUUUGUAGAACAAUCCAGUAACUUCAAGCAUGUAACAAGUAAGAAAAUAGAUAAUCAAAUCAAUUGUCUAAACUAAGAUGCAAAAUGAUCAUCUUGAAUGCUCAAAAGUUCUUGUUCUGUUGUAAUUUCGUUUUUCUUAAUAACGCAAAAUUGAUCUUACAAUUCAUUUUCAAUAUGAAUUUAGUAGUAAAUAGUUUACGCUGACGUGGCGCAGGUAUAGCGCCAGCGGUCGUCAUAGUGUUGAAUUAAAUACAUAUACAGAUUUACAAAGCUAGAUGCGCAGAGAUUUAUCGUCUCGUUGAAGAAAAUACUAUCAUAGUUACUUAAAAAAAUCAUCUUUUUUAUUCAAACAAUCCAUACAAUUUAAAAAGAGAAGUUCACAAACAAAUUUACGUUCAUCUAAAUAUCUCUUUGGACUUUCAAAAGUGAGAAAUAUCAAACUCUUAUGUAUUUUUCUUUUCCUCUCUUUCGUCAUUUACUAUUAAAAAUUAAAAAGAAAAUCGCAAGCAUGAACGAACGAAUAAUAAUCAACCGGAAUGAAUGAAUGAACGAACGCCGAGUAUAUUUAUAUAUUCUAAUUGUACAUGAGUGUUUCUAUCGUCCAGUCACGCGAGAGAACAAGCAAGAUUUUAGCCCUGGUGAGAGUGUUCUCUUUCGUCGUAGCUUUUAUCAAUCUAGUCGCUAUUAAUCAUCCGCAGAGAUAUGUUAUCCUAGAAGUUUAUUGUGAGCUGUGUGUAUACGCGUGUGAAUGUAAGGUGUGUUUUACCAAAGAACAUUUUGCGCUAAAUAACAUUCCUAACUGUUAAUUACAAGUGAAAUACACGCAGUGGCAUAAAAGAAACAUGCCGCUCGUCGCAUUAUGGUAUUUUACUGUAACAGCACUCUGUACAUAUGUACAUAAAUCGAACUUUUAUCUUUAACUUAACGUUCUGAUAAAUAAAACGGCGUUUACGUCGACGGAUCAGA